UGUCAUUAUUGAUCCAGGUAAAUGCCAGCAUUUCGAUUCUUAUAUGAACCAGGGUCUGGUGGGCUAAGGAGAAAAAAUUGUAAAUCAAAAAUGCUUUCGGCAAAGAAGGGUGCUACUUCAAGCCUUAUUCCCAGGUUCUCAAUAAAUGGACCAUUAAGAGGGCACAUGUGCAUGAAGAGUAGUCCUUUUUGCUCUGGAUCCUCCUGCAAACUGUCAACUCAGUACAUUGUUCAAGACCACAUGGCUGUGCACUAUAAAAAGUUGUUAUCUGCGAAAGCUGUUGUCGACUCUUCAUCUCCAAAGAGUUUGUUCACCAGUGUUAAAUGUAAGUAUUUAAUGUCUCUGAGAUGGAUUAUGUCUUGA
This is a messenger RNA of Protopterus annectens (West African lungfish), 363 nucleotides long. RefSeq names its product spermatogenesis-associated protein 7-like. The transcript is spliced from 4 exons. Bases 22 to 363 code for a protein of 113 amino acids. The record is from RefSeq and is a predicted model, not a curated record. Gene Ontology annotation, biological process: photoreceptor cell maintenance; microtubule cytoskeleton organization; protein localization to photoreceptor connecting cilium. Gene Ontology annotation, cellular component: ciliary basal body; axoneme; photoreceptor distal connecting cilium. NCBI's taxonomy places the organism in Eukaryota, Metazoa, Chordata, Ceratodontiformes, Protopteridae.